AAAUUGAAGACACGCACAUAUCGUAAUUAUCUCGGCUCGUGUUAGUUAGUGGUGAUCUGAAGAACUUGGAAAGUUAUAUCAGGAAUAACGUAUAGAAAGUUGCCAAUUACCUCCAGGUAAGUAAUACGUUUUACUUGAGAUUGUUUAGAAAGUUAAACCAGCAUAUGCGUUUAUACACAGGGUUUGGUAUACGUACCCAUAGUCUUAUAAGUUAAUCUGCACCGAAGAACGAGAACGAACGAAUAUGCAAGUGUGUAAAUUGUUUCAUUGAAAUCGCGAAAGCUGAUUGGUUUGCAUAUUUAAACACGUACGAACAGACCAAAGUAAACGAACAAGUGAACGAAUGACAAGCUGGGAUGAACCGAACUAUCAGAAAUAUGUUACAACCCAUGCGAUGCAACCUACGGCUAUGAGCAUGUCUUGUUACACUUUGUCAAGUUUAAACUCAAAUUUCUUGCGAGUUUUUCUGUCACCAUUUAUAGGCUAACCUCUAUGACAUUCGUAGUUCUGCAUAUCACCAUUAUUACUAUAUUAGUCGUUGGUCGUCUAUGACUAUGGUCAUGCAUAAACAGCUACAAAUCAUACAUGCUUAACAAUGUUUCCCACUAAUUCGAAUGAAUUGAAAUGAUUCCUGUGUGUGUGCCAAAUAUUCAUACAUUCUGCUGCCUUUGGUCAUUUCAAUGUGCUAAACAACUAUUGGACAUAUCAUAAAUUAAAAUGUCAUCUCUCAGUCUACGUAUUGUAACAAAUAGAAGAAAUAUUAAAAUGUUUUCACCAGCGCGUUUGAAACUCCCUUAAGGAUAGAGAACACAUACACACAUAACCUACGCCGGCUCAAACAAAACACACGAUGUGGACUGUCUAAACUGUAUAUAGAAGCCCAAAUCAUGCGCAUACGAAACUUGCAUUUAGUUUAUUUUCAUACUCAUGGAAAUUGCCUCAUAAGAAUAGAAAUCUUUUUGAACAGCGCCCACUCAGCCAUUAAAGCGUAAAUACAGGCUGGGGUCUUUUGCAAGUAAAGAAAUGCUGGUCACGCAAUUCUCCAGUUAGGCUAUGCAUUGCAGGCUACAGUUAGCAUGCAACGUUCACAUUGUUUUGAUUUAUUUCACAUUCAAUCGAACUAUUUUUUGCUAACUGAAAAUUAAUAGAAAGCGUUGAGUUGAACGAAUGUAAACGGUAUACAUGCAGUCGUGAGUCGUUCAGUUAAUGAGGCCAUUCGUUCGUUCUCGUCCUACGGUGCAAUUAACUCAGUAUUGUACAACCCUUCAUGAUUCCAAACAAAUGUCGAGCCAUGUUGUGUCAGUUCAGUAGCAGAGCUGAUGCUACAACGAAAUAUAAAAUUUACGAAGAAUGAUUUUCGAAAAUUAGUUGAUGGAAAUGGAUUUUCAUAAGUAGGUUUAAGUCAGUGUGGUGCCUAUGUCCUAUGUUCUGUGAGAGGUCGACUUGAGUUUAGUCAUGGCUAAAAUUGCAUUAUGGCAAACGGUUAAAUAUCCAGUAAUAUUUAGUGUAGUUCCUGGUAGUGUUCCUGGUCCUGCAAUCUUUAUAUUGGUGAUCAUGCAAGCGGAACGGGUACUCGGAAUUGUUACGGGAAGCGUUGUUAUGUUUAGUAAUUUGUUUGUACGAUAUCCUUAUGUUAACUCUUCAUUACCGCAAACAAACUUAACAUUGUUUCACAGUGGACCCGAUACCACAGUCUAUUGCGAGACAACAGAAAAAGUAUGAUUUACUAUGAAUGUAUAGCGGUAUGGUUCACAUAUACCUGCGUAUGUCGGCGGGCUAUUGUCUUUAGCAGUUCAACAAAAUAAUUCACAAAAAAAUGUAUGCAUCAAAAGCUGUAAACAAUGCUAGCAAAGGCAUACCGCAGGCAUAUGUGAACCAGGCUUAUGAUCAGUAAAAUAUGUAGACGUCAUAACAUACUACUAAAGAAAAUGACGCUGCCUAUAUCUUUAUCUGCAGCAUGUAAGUUGUGUUGCUAGAUUCUGUGCAAAUAUUCUUGUAUUUGUUUCAUGUUGCAUGCUCGUAUAUAAUCAUGAAAUUAGAUCUGCCAGCUGUGACCCUUUGCCCUGGUUCCUGGAAUUUUCUAUCUAAAAGUAGUAUUACAUUUUAAAAACAGAUUAAUUUAAUAACCAUUGGGUUACGGAUCGUAUUAUCGUAUUCACUCAGCUUCUUCGAGUUUUAGUUUCAUUUAAAAGUCGCUUCUCUCUCAAAUAAUUAAGUCGAGGGCCAGCUAGCGCUGGGCGUUUGUAUGUGCAGGUAGACUAAAAGUUACAAUUUUUAGACACAUAUAGAUAAAUCCGAUCUGUGAAAGUUUCGUACAAGUUCGACUCUGUAAACAAAAGCAGCUCGAUCGUCUUGGCGAAUCAUCAAUCUGUUUGCACAAUACACCGAACCGGGGAAGUACUUAGCCUCGACUGUAGACUUUCAUUUUCGUUAUUGGCUUUUAGUGCAAUUUAUCUUGUUACAGGCGACGCAUUUACGGAAUCAUACAGUUAUAUUAGAUAAUAUAAAAGACCUUUAUAUGAUCACGUCAUCGGUAACAAGAUAAAGACUCUAGAGCCGAUAUAUCAAUCCCGAAAACGAGACUCUAUAGUCAAGUCUAUACUCAUCUGUCUUUCAUAUAAGUCGGGACAGUCACGGUCAAGGCCGUUUUUCACUCCAACCGUAUCGAAGCGUACGUCUUUGUUUCCUGAGCACUAGAGUGGAACUAUGACUUCGACACAAAAGAAAAUGCCACGUUACAGUUGAAGUGGAAAUGGCCUUUAAUUUAGGCGGCAAGGAAAAGAAAAAUACCAACCUCUGAUAUAUCAGUGAAAUACAUGUCAUUCUGUUUCAAGCGACUAAAGAUGGUUCUUCGUUGGUUUUGCACCAUGGCCAUUAUUCUGGUUGGUUUUCAAUACAGCUAUGGUCAAAACGAGCCAGUUUAUAUUUGUGGAGGUGUCGACGAUACGGAUGGUAGAACUGUCUGUGAAUGUAAGACGGACGUUUGUUAUUUCAAACUGAAUAUUGAACAUUACCAGGUAAUGUAGUAAAACUGGAACAAUAAAAUUUAACUCUCGCUGGAACAGUUUAACGAGAAUUAUUUAAAACUGACCAAGCUAUCCAGUGUAAAUAGAUUUAGUUCAGGUUUCUUCUUGUAGGAUUGGAACAAUACCUUUGCUAGACCUGUAGCAACGAUAGUGUAAAAUUGUCAGUACUAUCCAGCGUAAAUAAAGUUAGUUUAGUUUAGAGGUUUCUCCUGUUGUAACACUGGAUCAAUAGGAGAUGCAUGAUCCUUACUAGAUCUCUAAAAAAACAGUAUAGAACUGAUAAAGCUAUCCACUAUAAAUAAAGUUAGUUUAGUUUAAAUUUCCUCCUGUAGUAACAAUGUAUUUGUAAUGUGUAGUAUUUUGAACCACUUUAUUGUACUACAUAUAAGAACUGAUUGCACAUAGUUACAAACACUAAGUUUAUAUGCCUUAAUUUACAUACAAGUUAUUAGUUCAAUUAGUUCCGGUGUAAUACACUACAUAAUGGAUGGCCUUUACUGGACCUCUAGAGAGAAUAGUUUAGAACUAAUGGAGCUAUCUAGUUAGAAUCUAGUGAAACUAAAUUUGAAAUUUUUAUCUUGGAAGACAUUCACAGCUUACUCCAAAGACGCGCCAAUAGGCACUCGAGGAAGAGUAUUCUUCAUAAAUGAUACUGCAGGACUGGAACCCAUCUUGGAGAACCGCCAGACUUCGCCUUGUAACGACGUAUCCACCUGUACGCAGGCUAACACCGUAGAUGGUCAAAGCUACCGAUCGUUUAUCAGCGUAAAUAAAAGAAUACCUGGACCUACUUUAAUAGUGCCCGAAGGUGCGACAGUGGUUGUUGAUGUCACAAACUACAUGUUCACAGAAGAGACCUCGGUCCACUGGCAUGGUAUGCACCAGAGAAACACGCCCUGGAUGGAUGGCGUGGGGUACAUUACACAAUGUCCAAUACAGGCUGGUUCAAGUUUCCGCUAUAUUUUUGAAGCAACACCCUCCGGGACGUUCUGGUAUCACUCUCAUAGUGGACCACAGAGAACUGAUGGACUGUUUGGUGCACUCAUAGUCAAAGAAAAGAACCUAUAUAGGUUAUCCUCUUGGAGAUAUGGUGUGUUUGAAGAUAUACCAGAACAACACACUCUUUCAUUACUGGACUGGCAAAGAGAGUCGUCUUUGGAUCUGUUUGUUCAGAUUCAUUCCUCACUGGGUUACUACGAGGACACAGACGUCGACGAAGUACCAACACGAAGUAAUACAAGGUAGGAGGUUUUGUAGAUGAAAAUCUCGAGUGUCAAGUUCGUACAUUUAUUAGACCUAACCAGGAACAGAUGCGAAAAAUGUAAGUACAGGUCCUAUGGCAGGAACCCGCGGCUCUGCGAUUCCGGUGAAGCGCUCUAACCACUGAGACAUAGAGGCUAACUGCCGAGUUGUAACCACAUGUUCACCGAAAUCGCAAGGCCGCAGGAUCAGUGCAUGUAAGGUCCACAUUUUAUAAAGUAUAAGUGUUAUAUAGAGUUUUUGACUACUGAGAAAAAUCGUAUUUAAACACACGUAAAAAAUACGAUAUUUUUACGUGCGAAGAUAGCAUUUUUGCAAGCCAAUCAUAAAGCGUAUAGGAAAUAUGUUUGACCAAUCAGAGAACUUGUUGUAAAACGAUUGUCACAGAUGUUUUAUUGUUUUUCAAUUUUGUUUAUAUAAUAAACAGAAAAAUACAUGGGUGCUUGGAAAUACCAGAUUUAUUUCUCGUGUUGAACAUUAUUUCUCGUGUUGAACAAUACCAGAUUUAUUUCUCGUUCGCUGCGCUCACUCGUGAUAUAUCAUGUUCAACACUCGAAAUAAAUCUGGUAUUUCUGCGCUCCCAUGUAUUAUUCUCUACUUCUUUCAUUUUCCUUUUUAGUUUGCUAUUUUCCUAUGACGCAAAAGUUCAAGAUAUGCUUUUUAUUUAUAUAAGCUUGGAUAUUUUUCAGGUAUACAUCAACAUGCUCACUUGACGGAGCAGAGGUCGGCCCAAUCCCCUACUGGUCUGGAGUUAUCAACGGUCUGGGCAGACAUGCCAAAGUGCCUUUCAAGAAUUCUAGACUGAGCACAUUUUUCGUUGAACGUUGGAAAUCGUACCGUUUUCGAUUAAUUGGAGCGCAGGCGAACUAUGCAUAUAAGUUUUAUAUCGGAGGUCAUAAAUUGCGUGUCAUUGCAACGGACGGGUUUUUUAUUGAACCAAUUUCAGCAGAUUUUCUGAUAGUAAACACUGGGGAACGCUAUGAUUUCUUGCUAGACACAUACCAGUACCCGGGAACUGAUUUUCUCAUCAGAGCAGAAACACUGGAGGUGAACUGUAGCAGUUUAAAAGUGGAUGGGAAAUUAGAAACGAACGAUGCAAUUGCUGCACUGACUUAUGGAAACUCUGUGAAUAUGUUUGUCAUUGAAGAAGCCUAUAGGAAUGGCUUUUCUAAACCGGAUUGCACCAGCCAAAAUCCAUGUACUGUCGUCAACUGUCCGUUCGAGAAUUGGGCGGAGCCAGGCUACCAAUGUGUUAAUGUUGAUCAGUUUCAACUGUUAAUACCAACGCCUGAAAAGGACGUGCCGAAUUUUAGUUCAGAAUGGUCAGCAGAAGACGCGACGUUCUUCUUUAAUUUCGGUUUUGAUAGUACAGAAGUCACCAGCACGGUUAACGGACGGAAUUUUGUAGUGCCUAGUAUUUCAUUACAGACAGAACAAGAAGAUAAGGACAACAUGACAGUGUGUUCAGAUGUAAGCGCAGCAUGUAUGAAGGAAGAUUGUCAAUGUACGCAGAUAUUGGACCUUGGGGAAAACUUCUACAACAAAACAAUAAGGUGA
Paramuricea clavata is the source of this 5843-nucleotide messenger RNA. The record is from the annotation of a GenBank genome assembly. NCBI's taxonomy places the organism in Eukaryota, Metazoa, Cnidaria, Anthozoa, Malacalcyonacea, Plexauridae.